Molecule: messenger RNA, 3223 nt
Organism: Drosophila melanogaster (fruit fly)
Lineage: Eukaryota; Metazoa; Arthropoda; Insecta; Diptera; Drosophilidae
Gene: oaf
Product: out at first
Exons: 4
Coding region: 76-1074 (332 amino acids)
Source: RefSeq, marked reviewed
AGUUAUUUUUCGUUCGUCGACGCGAGUGGUUCGUUGUGCUUUCUUGUGAUUUUAUUUAAAAGUUGUCGGAUCGCAAUGAUCUUAAAGGAGGAGCACCCACACCAGAGCAUCGAAACUGCCGCAAAUGCGGCAAGGCAGGCGCAGGUCCGCUGGCGAAUGGCGCAUCUUAAGGCACUCAGCCGCACUCGAACACCAGCGCACGGCAAUUGCUGCGGUCGCGUCGUCAGUAAAAAUCACUUUUUCAAGCACAGUCGCGCGUUUCUGUGGUUCCUGCUGUGCAACUUAGUGAUGAACGCGGACGCAUUCGCCCACUCCCAGCUGCUCAUUAACGUCCAAAAUCAGGGCGGCGAGGUGAUCCAGGAGAGUAUUACCUCCAACAUUGGCGAGGACCUGAUAACGCUGGAGUUUCAGAAGACCGACGGAACGCUCAUCACCCAGGUCAUCGACUUUCGCAAUGAGGUUCAAAUCCUCAAGGCUCUGGUUCUCGGCGAGGAGGAGCGUGGCCAGAGCCAGUACCAGGUCAUGUGCUUCGCAACCAAGUUCAACAAGGGCGACUUCAUCUCCUCGGCGGCAAUGGCCAAGCUGCGCCAGAAGAAUCCGCACACCAUCCGCACUCCCGAGGAGGACAAGGGCCGUGAGACCUUCACCAUGAGCAGCUGGGUACAGCUCAACCGCUCGCUGCCCAUCACCAGACAUCUGCAGGGACUCUGCGCCGAGGCCAUGGACGCCACCUAUGUCCGGGAUGUGGACCUUAAAGCUUGGGCGGAGCUACCAGGCUCCUCGAUUUCCAGCCUGGAGGCCGCCACCGAAAAGUUCCCGGACACGCUCUCGACGCGCUGCAACGAGGUGAGCAGCCUGUGGGCGCCCUGCCUGUGCAACCUGGAGACCUGCAUCGGCUGGUAUCCCUGCGGGCUCAAGUACUGCAAGGGCAAGGGAGUCGCCGGAGCGGACUCGUCGGGCGCCCAGCAGCAGGCACAGCCGACGAAUUAUCGCUGCGGCAUCAAGACCUGCCGCAAGUGCACACAGUUCACCUAUUAUGUGCGGCAGAAACAACAGUGCCUCUGGGAUGAAUGACGACGCGGCGAGCUGCAGCUGAUGCAGAUGCGCUGCGCGAGGCGGCGGAAUGGUAGCGAGUUUGGGGAUGAUGCCAGUGCCACCUGCCCGGGUGGCGAAACAAGAGCAGCAACCACGACCGCGACAAUAACUGGCGGGGGAGCUGGGGGAAGUGGGAAGGAUACAACGGCAGCGACAACAACGACAACCAACAAAUUACGCCAACUGCUUUUGUUGGUCCAGCAGCAGAUGCCUUUUGCUCUGUGGAGUUUUCCGGUCCAUCACAUUUCCCAGUCCCAUCACCAGUCCCAGUCCCAACAUAAGCCCAGCCGGCAGCAGAAGCAGCAUCAGCAUCAUUCUCAGGUUGCCCCCACUUCGCAUCACCAGUCAUCAUCAUCAACACCACCAACACCGUCAACAUCAUCAUCACCGCCAUCAUCAUCAUCGUCGUCGUCGUCGUCCGCAAUGGCCGCCAUCGUUGCGUGAUAAUGAACGCUUGAAAAACCCAACUUACACAAUCCACUACACUACACAUCCAGGAAAAAAACGAAUGCUGACACUUUUUCCGCUCACGAUUCAAGACGAUUCUGGACGCGGACAUUCGAAUGCAAGCCACUGGGUGAAGGUUAUACUACAGCAAAAAAGGAGUAAAACGAAAUAAAUGUAAAAAAGUGCUUCUGUAUACUAUGUAUAUAUAUGUAUAUUUAACGAUGAUUAGCUUUUAGCCAGCUUACGUUUUACGCUUAUGCCGGAUUUAAGUUUAGACCUAGAUUAGGUGUCCUUAUUUAAUUAAAUCCUAAGAGAGCUCGCAGAAUUAAGAGUUAAGCACUUCUGAGACGUACUCCUUUGCCAUUUAAUCCUUUCCUACUACAGUGUGAUCUUUUAUCAAAUCAUUUACAUUUCCUAUGACAUAGCUUUAAAACCUAAAACUUAUUGAUUUAAUUAUAGUGCAGCACCUUUCUUGUAAUUAUCUAUCACUCUUUAGAUCUUUCUUAACUUUUUCCAAAGUAUUUGAGAAUUUAUAGCCAUCUUCCUUCCAGCUUUCUUGCCUGCUCACCUUUCAAGUCCAUUUUCAAUUUGUUUACUUUGCCCGUUCACUUCAUACUUUUCCAUGUACAUUGUGCGCAGCAAUUUCGUUUCAAUUACCCUUUUAGAGCGCUUUAUGUUUCCUUUGUUUGCCUUUAUCUCCACUUCACUUACCUUAACUGAAGCCUGAUUAGAUGUAUUAAGAUUGUUGGACACAAUAUCGCGUUCCACGCCCUCUCCACCCGUGUUGCGUUGAGCUCAAGAAGAUUAAAUAGGAAUAGAAGUAUAAAUAAAUUAAAUGUGGCCUUAGCAUAUUUUACGAGCGGUAGAAAAAGUACAUUCAUUGAACUAAGGAAUAUGUAUGUAUGUCAGGCGUUGGCAAAACUCGGAAUUAAUUGUGCUCAUAAUAGUUGUAAUAGAAAAACCACAAGAAUAAGAUAUAUGGCCAUUUGGGGAAUGGUGAAUGUAGAUGAAGAAUUCUACUAACCAAAACGAAUGCCGCAUAAAAAAAAAUAAAAAGCUUUUGCAUUUUACCACUCGAAAAUGGCUGUUUGAGAUACCCACUCCCGUUUUUUUUCCUACUAAUCUUUCCCUUCAAAUCUAAUCCUUAUAAACUAGACCGUAAACACGCCUGCCUUUUUGCCUUUGACUUGUAACCUUUUCCACUUUGUAUUCGAAACAAAUGAAAUACCUUAACGAUGGCAAAACCUUAAGCAAAUUGAUUGAUACCAAUAAUAAACAAUACCAAGAACAAUAAUCUAUUGUAUAAAUUUCAAGAACCUAGUCUUCUUAGAGUGUUAGAAUGGCAUAUUUUCCUAAAAGCGUACUACAAAAGAAAUUAAACCAAAAUCGGAAGUUGUAAACCAGAAGUUUCGAAAACAAGAAAAACCAACGGUGAUAAUAAUUUUUUCUACGAUAUAGGAAGACAGCUCCUUUGACUCACUGUAUAAAAUGUAAUGGAAACGAAAUUGAUUAGUAUUACUAAGCAUUUAAAACUGGUAAGACUCGAUGAUCUGAAUUGUGUGAAUAGCAUUUGCCAAUAUUAACGAUUAAUCGACUAGUCCUAACUAAGAAAUUGAAAUUAAUAAUUAGUCUUAAUACAAAUGCUGACGAAUUCUACGUUUUAUAAAAAAAUUCAGUAAUG